AUGGGCGUCGAGAAUUACCACGUGAUCGAGCUCGUAGGUGAGGGUUCCUUCGGGAAGGUGUACAAAGGAAGACGCAAGUACACGGGACAGACCGUUGCAAUGAAGUUCAUAAUGAAGCACGGGAAAACUGAGAAGGAUAUUCACAAUUUGAGACAAGAAAUCGAGCUUGUUGUUGGAGGCGUGAAUGUCAAUUGGGAUGUAACAAUUAGGGUUUUUCUGUCAAGUUAUAGUGUCAUGGGUGAGAUGAGUCGAUUGUAUGUUGCCUUUCCCUUGUAUUUUUGCAAAUUGGCUAUUUCUUUGACUUGGACCCGUGAUUUUCUAGUCACAAGCAGCAACCUUAUUGGUGUUUCAAGGCUCGCCUUCUUUGUUAUCUUAAGAAAGUUGAAGCAUGAGAAUAUUAUUCAAAUGCUUGAUUCCUUUGAAAGCCCGCAAGAGUUUUGUGUUGUCACAGAAUUUGCCCAAUAUGCACAAUUAGCUGAUAGUGGAACAGGCCAACAUGCAUCAUUAGAGAUGUUGUCAUGCUGA
Messenger RNA from Gastrolobium bilobum, 525 nucleotides. RefSeq lists its product as uncharacterized. The record is from RefSeq and is a predicted model, not a curated record. Gene Ontology annotation, cellular component: cytoplasm. Gene Ontology annotation, molecular function: ATP binding; protein kinase activity. Lineage: Eukaryota; Viridiplantae; Streptophyta; Magnoliopsida; Fabales; Fabaceae. The transcript has 6 exons. Gene Ontology annotation, biological process: protein phosphorylation. The coding region runs from base 1 to 525 and encodes 174 amino acids.